UCACAAUUAUUUACUAUUCAGACAUUCAGUAUUCAACACGGGCAUAUAAUUAGAAUAUUUCAUGUUUAUAUUAUAUUAUAUAUUUUAUGUGUCUGUUCUAUCCACCAACUUGUUGACAUACAUUUUUACUUUGUCAUAAUUUAAAAUUGUAACAUUAAUUGUGUAAUUAAAUGUAUUUGAAAUUGUUUUUCUACCUCUAAGAACACUUCAAGUUUCUUUAAAUUCCAAUGUAGGUAAAUUAUUAAACUAAAAUAGUUCUAAUAAAACUUGUCAAAAUGCCUGCGUAUUCCUUAAUUGAGCUUAAGUUAAGACGAUACUUUUACUUGGGACAUGAAUACUGUAUAUAUGUACCUCCUGCGAUUCGAACUUCAUUUUGGGUUCCAAAGCAUCAUGAUGACGUUACUGGUGUACGGAUAAUUGGAAAAAUUGUUAAAAAAAAUAAAACUGAAGAGAUUAAUUCUAUAGUGCCAAUAAUUUUAAAGAUUAAAAAAGAAGAUAAACUUCUUGAUGAUCGUCUUUUAAUUUUUGCAUUGGCUGUAUGUGCUAAAUUUAAUUUGGAACCAUGCAAAAAAAUGGUUACUGAUGCUUAUGCAGCAGUAUCAACAAUAUGUACAGAUGGAUUAAAACUAUUGAUGUUUGUUAGAUUCUGCACAAAAGCUAAUAAUAUUCUUUUUGAUCAGGGUUUUAUAACCAGUACGUCUAAUAGUCAUGGUCGCGGUUUUUGCAAAGCUAUGACUAAGUGGUAUUUAAAUAGAGAUCCAUUACUAACUACAGAACAUAUUGUAAGGAAUAAACGUUAUGAUGGAUGGAGUCAUAAAGAUGUGAUGAAACUAAUUCAUCUUCAUUCUGACGAACCAUGCCGUAUCAUGUACAUUAUUUACACUUUGAAUGGUAUUGAAAAAGUUGAAAAAUUAUUUGGAUCUCAAAUGAAAGAUGUCAAUGUUGAAGAUAGUGAUGAAACAUUUGAAAAUAAGCAAAUGAAAUUUAUUUACAACUUUUUAUAUCAAGUAGAAGGUAUAAAAGAAAUGGAUGAUUGUUCAUUACGGUAUGAAAUUCAAUUAAAUAGAUGGGGUCAUGAACCUGAAGUUAUACCACGAGAAAUGCUAAGAAAUCCAACUAUUAUAACUUCACUUGUUAUGAAUUUGCCAUUGAAGACCAUUUUGGAUAACACAUUAUUUUUUGCUAAAAACAGAUUAUUUUCCAAUAAGUCAUCUUCAGUAGGGCUUUGGGAAUAUAUUUUACGCUUCAACAAUACAACUUUAUUAAAAAAAUCACAAAUACAUCCAAUUGAACCAUAUUUACAAUAUGUUAAAUAUACUAGAACAGCCAUAAAUAUCUUAAAAUUGCAAAAUAAUAUUAUGAAAAAAGAACAAAACCCUGAAACUGAAAUAAUUGAUAAAAAGUUAAAAGUAUCAAUAGAGUUAGGAAAAAAAACAGACAAAAAAGAAGUAAUUAUCCAACCAACUGUAGAAAAUGAUGAUGAGUUAUUUAGUGAAGAAACACUAACUCAAAAUCAGAAUAAUCAAAAAUAUGAUUCAGCUUCAAGUUCUAAAAAUACAAAUAAUCAUAAAUCUGCAAUUAAUUUAAAAAAUAUAAAAAAUGUUAAAGUUCAAUUAAAACAUGAUCAAAAAUCAUUAACUGAAACUCCUGGAACAUCAUAUGAAGUAAAUCAGAAAGAACAAGUCCAAUUAGCUGACACUAUCCAUCAAUUAUCAACUUUAGAUAUCAACAGUCAACAAAUUAAUCCUGGAUCAACAGAAGAAACAAUAGAGGAUGUGAUUCAGUCACAAGAUAAUGAAGUCAACCAAAAUCAAAAGAAUGUUAUGUUCUUAAUAAAACCUCUUCCAAAAAUAGUAGACAAGUUAUCAACAUUUCUAUCUGAAGAUCUUUUAAAAAAAACUUGCGAACUCUUAGAUCCUUUAGGUCUUCAUAUAAUGAUAGUAUAUGACAGUCGAUUAUGUAUGAAGGAAAAAAUGUGUACAUAUUCACGAAUGCUCUAUGUACAUGAAGCUAUUACAUUAAUUACACUUUCAUUAAUUUAUCCAGAAAAAUUAGAAAAUAAACCAAGUAUUUUUGGUUUAAAUUCAACUUCAGCUACAUCUAAGGAGAUUGAAAUUGAUUAUAACCAACCUUUGACUUAUGCCUAUUUAGAAUCCAUAUUGUUUAAGACACCUGAUGAUGGUUCAGAUUCAGUAGAUACUGAUAAAAAAGUUAUCCCUCAAGUUUAUCCUCAACUUACAUUUAAGUGGGCUAAACAAAAUAAUAAAAAAUUUGAUAUAUUUGUGUUUAUGGGAACUAACAAAAUGAAUUUGAGACUUUUUAAAAAGAAUAUAAAAGGAUAUCAAACACAUUUUAAUAACCCAGUAAAAGUUAUAAUAUUAUGUCUAAAUGGAAAGCAUCAUGAACAAAUAAAUCUCGGUCGAGGAAAUACAUUAUUUAUUAUUGGCUUUGAUAAAAAUGUCGGUAAACUAAUUAACUCCUUUAUAAAGGGAGAUUUCUAAAACUGCUACUUUUAAAAAUUAAAAUACAUUGUUGUUUUAAGAUUUAAAUGUUUUUGAUAAGUAUCUUUUCAUAUUAACUUCUUAUAUUUAUUUUAUAUUUUUUUUUUUAUUUUGUUACUUAUUACUUGUUAUAUAAUGUAAGAAUACAUACUACUAAAAACACUAGAUUAAAUAUAUAUUUCUAUAUUUAUCUAAUCUUAUUUUAUAAAAUUACUAAUAAAAAAAAAAUAAUGAAUAUUUUAUAUGUACCUAACAUGAGCUUUGAAUUUACAUCAACGUUUUUAAAAUAGAUA
Molecule: messenger RNA, 2794 nt
Organism: Aphis gossypii (cotton aphid)
Lineage: Eukaryota; Metazoa; Arthropoda; Insecta; Hemiptera; Aphididae
Exons: 10
Coding region: 276-2501 (741 amino acids)
Cellular component (GO): ribonucleoprotein complex
Molecular function (GO): RNA binding
Source: RefSeq, a predicted model, not a curated record